AUGCCAAGAUUCGAGGAUCUCACACCGGAGAAGCUCGGCCGUGCAGGCAUCGUCCGCGAAGUUUCAUUUGGCACAAUGUAUGACAAGAUACUUGUCAUCGAGAAGUGUGCAGACUCCCGCACAGUAACGAUCUUCGAAAGGGGCAGCAACAAGAUGAUCGUCGCCAAGGGCAAGUGCGCCCUGCAUGACGCGCUCGAGGUGGUGAGGAACAUGAUCAUUGACAAUCGGGUUAUCUAUGGUGGAGGUGCGAUAUUGCUAGCACACCCUGUAUAG
This is a messenger RNA of Laetiporus sulphureus 93-53, 273 nucleotides long. RefSeq lists its product as uncharacterized. Gene Ontology annotation, cellular component: chaperonin-containing T-complex. NCBI's taxonomy places the organism in Eukaryota, Fungi, Basidiomycota, Agaricomycetes, Polyporales, Laetiporaceae. Gene Ontology annotation, biological process: protein folding. Bases 1 to 273 code for a protein of 90 amino acids. The transcript has 2 exons. Gene Ontology annotation, molecular function: ATP-dependent protein folding chaperone; ATP binding. The record is from RefSeq and is a predicted model, not a curated record.